AUGCUCCCCGAGCCCAAGUAUGACCGGUUCCGCGACGAGCCGCUGAGGGCCGCCCCCAUGCCGGCCCCGGUGCCGGUGCCGGUGCCGGCUCCCGCCCCGGGGCUGGCGCAGCCGUGCCCGGCGGCGGGCGAGGAGCCGGAGGCCGGCACCACGUUCUGCACGCUGCUGCCCAGGAUGCCCCAGUGGAAGUUCCCCGGCCCCGGCGGCUUCCUCAGCCGCAGCCCCUCGGGCUCCAGCAAGGAGCUCUCCUCGCCGGCCCGGCCGGGGGGCGCCGCGGAGCCCGGGGGGGCCCCGUCCAGCCUGGCGGCGGUGCUGGGCGCCUGCGAGCCCGGCUGCUCGGCGCCCUGCUCGCUGCCGGGGCUGAGCCGGCUGCGCGGCGGGGCCGGGGCCGCCAGGAAGGCGGCGCGGGCGGAGGGGGCCCGGCAGGGCGGCGAGGAGUGGAACCGCAAGGGCAGCUUCAUCAGCAAGCCGGCGCAGGGCUGGCUGCACCCCGACGAGCGGGUGCUGGGGCCCGGCGUCUCCUACAUCGUCAGGUACAUGGGGUGCAUCGAGGUGCUACGCUCCAUGAGGUCCCUCGACUUCAAUACCCGGACACAGGUCACCAGGGAAGCCAUCAACAGACUGUACGAGGCAGUGCCGGGCGUGAAGGGCAUCUGGAAGAAGAAGGCUCCCAACAAAGCCCUCUUCUCCAUCCUGGGCAAGAGCAACCUCCGCUUCGCAGGCAUGAGCAUCGCCGUCAACAUCUCUGUUGAUGGCCUGAACCUCAUGAUCCCCACCACGCGCCAGAUCAUUGCCAACCACCACAUGCAGUCCAUCUCCUUUGCCUCCGGCGGGGACACGCAAGGGGGUGCAGGCCCUGAGCACCCUCUGUGCCCCCAGGACACCACGGACUACGUUGCCUACGUUGCCAAGGACCCCAUCAACCAGAGAGCUUGCCACAUCCUGGAGUGCUGCGACGGGCUGGCACAGAGCGUCAUCAACACGGUGGGACAGGCCUUUGAGCUGCGCUUCAAGCAGUACCUGCACAGCCCCCCCAAGGUGGUGGUGCCCCCAGACAGGGUGCUGGGGAUGGAGGAGUCGGCGUGGGGGGAGGACGACGAGGCGGGUGAGCACGACUACUACAACAGCAUCCCGGGCAAGGAGCCACCCCCGGGGGGGCUCAUCGACUCCCGGCUCCGGCACAGCACGCUCCUGGGCCAUGUCCGCGUCCAGCCCCCCAGCUCCAGCCCUGCCAGCCAGGGCAGUUUAGCACCCAGGAGAGAGCAGAGCAGCCAGCCGGGACUGCCCUGGGACCUGGAGAGCCAGGGCCAGCCCUGCGACGGGUACCUGCAGGCGGACGGGCACCCCCUGGGGCCGCGGGACUACGAGGAGCACAUGUACGUGAACACCCAGAGCCUGGACACGCGGGAGCCAGACACCGCUUGCGGAGCACUGGAGGAGAGUCCCAAAAAGGACCUCUUUGAUAUGAGGCCUUUUGAAGAUGCCCUGAAGCUCCACGAGUGCAUAGCAGGGAGCGGCAGCAGCCCCCCAAUUGAGGACCAGUGGCCGAGCCCCCCCACGCGGAAAGCUCCCAUCGCCCCCACGGAGGAGCAGCUGAGGCGGGAGCCGUGGUACCACGGGAAGAUGAGCCGGCGGGACGCCGAGAAGCUCCUGCAGAUGGACGGGGAUUUCCUGGUGCGGGACAGUAUCACCAACCCGGGGCAGUACGUCCUGACGGGCAUGCACUGCGGGCAGCCCAAGCACCUGCUGCUGGUGGAUCCCGAGGGCGUGGUGAGGACCAAGGACGUGCUCUUUGAGAGCAUCAGCCACCUCAUCAGCCACCACCGGCAGAACGAGCAGCCCAUCGUGGCCGCAGAGAGUGAGCUGCACCUCCGCCAGGUUGUCCGCAGGAAGCAGUGAUGCUGGGGGGUACGUGAGCCCCUGGCCCGGCCCCCUGGCGCCAGACUCGUCCCAGCCCAGGGCAAAGCCAAGGCUCUUCUGCACCCCCUCCUCUGCUCGUGCCUGCCUUCAGGGGCCUCGUGGUGCCCACCUGCAAGGGCCCCGCUGUCCCGCCCUCGUCCCCCCAUCCCCGCCACCUCCCCUCCAUCAUUCGCAGGGGGCCCCUUGCCCCGCGGACACCCGGACAUUUAUUGCGCUCAGCGGCUGGGGACAGCGCAGGGACGUGCUGGGGUGAAGCAGUCGGUUCUGCCCGUGGGACUGCCCCGGCCCCGGGUCAGGCAGUGCCAGCCCUGCCCUGCCCACGUGCCCCCCACCCCUGACACCCCCAGCCCAGCACCCUGCAGCUGGCGGCGUCCUGGCACAAGGGAUGUGGAGCAAAGGGGGGUUGGCUGCUGCUGGGAGCCUCGUCCCUGGGCUCCUGGGGUGAGAUGGGGCGAGCAGGCUGUGUGUGUGUGCGUGCAUGCACGUGUGUGUGAGCGUGUGCACGUGUGUGUGCGCGUGUGUGCAGGUAUGCGAGGGGCUGCUGGGGCAGUGGCCCCCGCACAGAGAGCCAUGCCUCUCGCCAGCACUGCUGCUCAGGACCCAAGUCCUGCCUCGGUCCCCACUCUCUGCCAGGACAUUGGGGGUGCCCCCACCCAUCGGGACCGUGUCCCUGUGGGCUGGGCACAAGCACCUCUUGGAGCCGGCGCUGCUGGAUUUUCCUGUGGGUCUCACGCUUCCAGUCGCCUUCUCACCAGGAGCGGCCAUGCCGCAGCACCCCCGGAGCCCCUGCAGCCCUGCACAGCCCCCAGGGGGGGCCAGGACCGAAUUGCUGUGGGGCAGAGCUGAGCCUGAGAUGCUGGGGUGGCAGGGGGAGAGGCAGCCCCAGCCCUGGGACCCCCCAGGUGGGGCUUUGGCAGGUCUUUAUGGCAUUCAUGGUCCCUCCUCUGGCGUCUCUGGGGUUUGUUGUUUGGGAUAAGUUUCUAAUUAAACCUGGAAAUGAGCAAGGCCUCGGCUGUUGGUGCUGC
Messenger RNA from Cygnus atratus (black swan), 2945 nucleotides. RefSeq names its product SHC adaptor protein 2 (gene SHC2). Gene Ontology annotation, molecular function: receptor tyrosine kinase binding. The transcript is spliced from 12 exons. The record is from RefSeq and is a predicted model, not a curated record. Bases 1 to 1899 code for a protein of 632 amino acids. NCBI's taxonomy places the organism in Eukaryota, Metazoa, Chordata, Aves, Anseriformes, Anatidae. Gene Ontology annotation, cellular component: plasma membrane. Gene Ontology annotation, biological process: cell surface receptor protein tyrosine kinase signaling pathway; intracellular signal transduction.